AUGGCGUUCGUGUUACCAUCUCCCAUAGUCUCUCCACUAGGAAUCAACAUCGACAUGAAUAAGAAUCUGGGUGUCUCGUAUUCUUCUUUCCCCAAAUUUCACGCCUUCAGGGUCUCUAGUCCACUGCGUAUUCGAAAAUCCGUCGUCACUGUCGUUUCGAGCCGUAAAAGUGCGAAAUCAGAUUUAGGAACUGAUUUGGCAAGGGAGGAUAAGAAAUUGUUGUUGGAACGAUAUGGUUAUGAUGCCAAUUCUUUUUCAUCUCAAUCCAAGAAGACGAGAAGAAAAGAAGAGGAAACGAGUGGAAGGAGCAGCCAAAAAGAGGAAGAAGUUGUUGCACAGCCAAGAACAACUCAUAGGUUACUUCAGGUUCUUGCAGGAACAGCCAAACGAAAGAAAUUGCUUUCUCUCAAGGGAAUGGAUGUGAGACCUAUGAUGGAAGUUGUUAAAGGGGCAGCUUUUGGAAUUCUCCAGGCUGCUGGUGGUUGUCCAACGUCUCUGCGUCCUGGAAGGUGGUUGGAUUUAUACAGUGGUACAGGAUCUGUUGGAAUUGAAGCAAUCAGUCGAGGAUGUUCUGAGGCACACUUUGUUGAGAUGGAUCCUUGGGUUGUUUCAAAUGUUCUACAACCAAACUUGGAACACACUGGGUUUGUUGAUGCUUCGGUUAUACACACUGCUCGAGUCGAAAACUUCUUGGAACGUGCAGAGAAAUUAGCAGGUAAGGAUGGUGCAUUUGAUUAUAUCAGCGUUACGCCGCCGUACAUGGAGGUUGAUUAUGAGGUUCUGAUGGAUCAGAUUUCUAAGUCGGCUGCAAUUGGGGAAAAUACAUUUAUUGUGGUUGAGUAUCCUUCACGAACCACUAUGCUUGAUUCAUGCGGAUGCCUUGAAAAGAUGACUGAUCGAAGGCAGGGAACAGAGGCUGAGAUUGAAGAGCUAGUUUGUUCCAAACCUUUGAAUACUAUAGUGCUUUUGUCCAUCAGUCACCAUUUUGUUUGUAGCCAAGUCCCAAGACUGAAGCAUGUUGCGGUCUUAUGA
Microthlaspi erraticum is the source of this 1032-nucleotide messenger RNA. The record is from the annotation of a GenBank genome assembly. Lineage: Eukaryota; Viridiplantae; Streptophyta; Magnoliopsida; Brassicales; Brassicaceae.